Molecule: messenger RNA, 5021 nt
Organism: Xyrichtys novacula (pearly razorfish)
Lineage: Eukaryota; Metazoa; Chordata; Actinopteri; Labriformes; Labridae
Source: the annotation of a GenBank genome assembly
UGUUCUGGAUGACUAUGAGCUUAAUCGCCAUCAAUGAAGGACCACAAUACAGGACGCCACUGGGAAACCUGCACGGCUUGUCCACACCUUUUUCAAAGGUCAACGACCUCUGAAGAAGGACUGAUCCAGUUUGUCUUGGAUUUGUCAUGAAAUUGAACUUUCAUUUACUGGAUUUAUUUCAAGUGAAGAAAUGGCAAAGGUUUACAGGGUCUGUCUAGGAAUAAUAACAGGUAAGAUUGACUGUUUUGAAUCUUCUUACUUAUACCUGUGUUUAACUUUCCUUUAAACUCUCUUCAGUAUAAAAGUUUUUCAACCUCAGAUAGACAUAUUAAAGUGAUGUUUACACUUGAUUCAUAUUUCUAAUAUGUGCUUUCCCACUUGAAGAGACACACGUACGGUCAAAAAUGCGAUUGUAUGAGUUAUGUCUGCUGUUUUUGAAUUGUUGACACACUUUUCAACACCCAUGCGCCUUUGAAGCAACGCCGCUGAAGCCGGUUUGAAGACAGUGCUCUCUCUUCACAGCCAUAUUUGAACAGUAGAUUUCAGUGUAGGUUAAUGAUUGAAUGAAGAGUCCAUACACCAGCAAUAUAUCCCCUGUGAUUACUUAUCCUUGUCAAAACAGGCUUCCCUAAUAGGGAGUAUCCUGGGUUUCUACAGCUUGUGGUUUACUUUCAUGUCAUCAAACCGCCCUAAUAGCUGCCUGUUAAUAGGGUUUGUGUGGAGCAGUAAAAGUGCGUGUUUGGGAGGAGUGGGUGUGAACAAGAGAAAUCACUCUCUCCAACCCAAAAGGCUGGCUGGCUGACAUCAUGACUCAGCAGGAUUUCAGUAAUAACUAGGGUUGUGAUUGUACUUUUUCUUCCUGUCAUCACUUACGUAGAUCCUACACUGCGGCUGAAAUGUCAUCACAAAUGUUUGUCCGGUGCACACGUGCACACAUUUGUUUGUUGCGUGUGUCUGUAAUUGUCUCUUUGUGUGUCUGUGUGUCUGUCUGCAGCUCUGGCUUUGUGCAAAUACUCUCUGGCAGAGUGGAAUGUCACCGAGAAGCCUGCCAACCACACUGUGUCAGACUGUCAUCACCAUGGCGACAGAGAGAAUUGCACAGGUAGAUAUGGACAAGAAGGGGUAGGGUGGCGAUACCUUUGUGGUGUUAUAAACGCAGCGUCGAAGUUUCAAGGUGUAAUGGAAAAUUUUGAAAAGCAGACGUGUUGAUAUAAACACUCAAACACACACGGAAACAAAAAGUCAGGGAGUUAAUGAUAAAGAGGUUCAAUUCUUGGCUGUCCAGAGAGUUUAGGAGUCAUUCAAGUGUCUAAUCUGAUCAGGAGUCUCUGGGCUGAUUGUUUGCGACUUUCUCAUGCUCUGUUGAGAAGCAGGGGGAAACAGCAAUUAUAAUCAUUAAACCUGCAAUCUUGAAGUUCAGUUUCCUAAACAGUACACUCCAUACUACAGAAACCCUGGUCUUUGAGUUAUCUUUCAACUAUUUCCAAUCAUAAAUGUGUACUUAGCAUUUCAACAUUUGUCAUCUACUAUAACUGAGGUGUAUUGGAGAAGGAACCGCUCGUUCUUACCAAGCGAUAAAAUGUGUCUUUACAUCAUGUCAAGUGAUUUACGAGCUGCUAUAAUGUUUUUUUUUGCUCAGAGCUAGGAAGCUAUAAAAACAGUAGUUACAGCCGAAACAGCUCAGUAAAGCAGCUGGAGACAUCCGGCUUUGAAACCACAUAUUCCAGUUUUUACAAGAUUUUAUGCAGAUUUAAAAAGUCAUAUUACAUUAAAAGUACUUGGUGAUCACUUUUUGCUGCAUUUGCUGCUUUUAAGGUUAACUGUUUUUUUUAAGCUAAACUAGCCUAAACAAGGACAAGUUUAAUCAAUUACUAAACAAAUAAAGAAAUAAAUUUGAGCUUACCCACUUUUUGUUGUCUCAUCUCUUCAAGGCUAGCUGUCUCCUUUGUUGAAUACAGCUAGUAACCAACAGCAGGGAUGUUUAGAAAGCAGCAGGUUAGCUCUGGUCAGAAAAGAGAAACCUCGACCUCGCUAAAAAAAACAAAAAAACACACUUAUCUUCACACAUCACACUAAUCACUUAAAACAAUUAUCACAUGCUAAUCAGCUAGCUUAGCCAACAUUAUACAAAUUAUACUUAUUAUUCAGUCUUUUCUAUACUGACUGUUUCCCCCCGGAAAAAGGCAGAUUCAACCAACAACUAACUAACUUAUAUUUUGGUAUUUGGACACAUAAAUCAAUCAUCAGUUAAUUAGGCAGCCUUGGCAUUGGUUGACAUUAUUUACCAAGUCAAGUUAGCAUGUUACUCAUUACUCAAAAUUCUUAAACGAUAGCAAUUAUUUUACAGUGUAGUAUUUUUGGUCUGUGUACUUGGCGGCCAACAGAUUUUCGUUUUCAAAUAAAAAAACAAAAAUCAGGAGAUGGGCCGUCUCCCGACAACCAGUAAAACGAAAAACCGAAAACAAACUGUUUUCCAUUUAUCAUUUUAGUCAUUAAAAUCGGAGAAAGAAAAAACAACUCGGUACUUGACUUUCUGUGAUGUGGCUUUAAACGGAAAUCGAAGAUCAAAAUAUGUGCGUGGCAAUCUAGUGUUUCAAGUUUUAUUCACUUGUUUGUUGAGACCCGGAAGUUGUGAUUUGGAGCGACUGAGCGAGAGGCUCUCGAUUUUUGUUUUUUCAUUUGACAACGAAAAUCUGUUGGCUGCUAAGUACACAGACCAUUUUCUACAUAUUAAUUUUUGGUUUUUGUUUGGUAAAGUGCUUUUAAACAUUAUCAUUUUUUAGGUGAGCUUUUUCCCUCAUAAGCUGAUCUCAUCCGACCACUUUUUGUUGCUGUAUUUUGUGAAAAGUCAGGACAGUGGCAUCAAAUCCAUUACCUGAGCUUACGCUCAUCAGGAGAGCAAAUUAACUUAUUACUCCUUUGAACUUUGUAACUGGAUAUUUUUCUUUACAACAACAAGGUCAGGGCAGCAAGCAGGGUCUCAUGUUUCUCCGAACAACUGAGGCGCUCUCAUUGAUGUCACCUGAAAAGCAGUAUUCUUUUACAGGCUCAUUUUCAAAGAUAAUUUCAUGAGAAUGGGUCGUAAAGAUAGCGGCGGCUUUUAGGGAGCCACCAAGUGUUACCGGGGUCAGAGGUUUAGCGUUAUGGCCCACUUACAGCUGCAUGGAGAUGUUUUAGUCUGAAAAUAUGUGCAAAGAAGAUUAAGAACCAGACUGAAACAUGGGAAUUAUUGAAAUUUUAAGCAUACGAUCCAUGAAAUGAAAGAUAUGUAAUUUGUGUGACAUAUGUGGUUAAUGAGACUUUGGUGACACCAGGCUUCUCCGAGCACUGCCUCAUCACCGGAUCAUUUUGCAAACAGUCUAUUUAUACAUCAGGCCAUGUCAGGAUGUGAGCAUGUAAGUCAAAGAGUCAGGCUGACAGGAAUGACACAGUCACUAAAAUAAGUGUGCAUUUUGAAAAUAAAGUCGAUGAAAGGUUGGUGACAACAUCAGUGCUGCUUUAAUGACGGCACAUAUAUUUGAUUAUUAGGGUCACUAAUGGGAUUGAGUCUGAGAAGUAGAAACAGCAAGAAACAGGUGGCCAGAGGGGUUUAUAUUCACCUUCAGUUCCAGCCUUUGAUGAAAUGAGAUUUAACUGAACCAUCACUAAACACAAGCCAAUUACGUUGUUUUAUCUUUUUAGUAGAUACAGAAGAUACUGACGAGUGGGGCGGCCACUUCUCAAAAUGUCCCAAGGAGUUGACACACUACUGCAUCCAUGGGGACUGUCGAUACGUCACAGAUCAGAAGACGCCAUCUUGCAGGUGAGAGAAGUCCAGCGCAAACAAACAGAAGAAAAAGCACUUUGGAAAUAAAAAAAAGAGAUGGAUUGAGUUGUAUAAAGGUGGGCAGAAUGAGUGGAAUUAAGGAGCUCGGAUUUGAAUGUCAAGGAAAUGCAAACAAAACUAAUAAAUUCAACAGUGGAACCGUUUCAUUGGCAUUACUGUACUGUCAUUAAACAGUCCCUUAAUGUUAAAUCUAUUUGCAGAAGCACAUGAGCUGACAGACAACUGCAAGAAAAAUUCACAUUGAAUAAUUGACUAUACGUAUACUUUUCUCUGUUGUAUUUUUCAUUCCUGUUAUUUUCAAUUCCUGUGUAUACUCACACAUGGCAGAAAUAAAUGAUAUAAAACCCUGAAUCUUAAACCUUUAAAGCUCCUGUGAGGAACUUUCUGUCUUUGUUGAUUUUGGCACCCCUUGUGGACAAAGUGGUAAUCAUUAUAUUUGUUGCUGAUUUCAUCUCAUCCCUCGGAGAAUUGCGUCAAUUGACCAUAAGUCUUCCAUGUUGUCUUUUCACGAGAAAAUGUCACAUUGAAUGCGAUGUUUUGCUUUAGAAAAAGUAAAGCCUGGACAGUGCACCCACUCUCUUAUAGCAGUCACAGGCAUCAAUUAUUACAAUAAGGAAACUGUCCAUCUUGUUGUUAAUGGCCUCAUUUGCAUUUGAACGCAAUAGACUCUGUUCAUUUCAGUCUGCUUCAUGACCAAUCAAGAACGCCUCACAAAAGCUUUAAGUGGUAUUUUUUCGUCUUUUAGAUGUAUGUAUGGUUACCAUGGUACCAGGUGUGAAUAUGUGGACCUGGGCUGGCUAAUAGAAGAGAGACGAUACAUAAUAAUCGUCGCCACCAUCGCUGGGCUUGUCUUACUCACUCUCCUUAUUGUUUUCAUCUGCUUCUGCUCACAGUAAGUGAAAUUCUAAUAUGCUAAAUACACUUUCAUCCUUGACUCUGGCUGUUUUCACGACUUUGUUUUCAGCCAGUGUUUUGGUCUACUGUAUGUUUGAAAAAGGAUAUCCUUACAUGUUACGUCUCUGUCAGUCGUAGAUGCAGACUGUGCUGGCGGAGGAGAAGACGAAGAGAGGAGCCGAUAAAUGGAACAGAGAAACACAGCAUGAUGGACACUGGAGCAGCACACACAACAUUAGACGCAACAGAGGCACCGCAAACUAACACAGUUUAAGAGCUGUGUGUGAGCUCACGUGGGACC